Messenger RNA from Cylicostephanus goldi, 477 nucleotides. NCBI's taxonomy places the organism in Eukaryota, Metazoa, Nematoda, Chromadorea, Rhabditida, Strongylidae. The record is from the annotation of a GenBank genome assembly.
CUUUGCUCGGCUGGUGAACCGCUGAAGGACUCAUCCGGUGAACGAAAUAUGGAAUGUUCUCCCACUGGAAGUGGUGCCAACUCAUGCCCAUCUACACAUUCCUGCGAAAGCUCGACCACCUUCGGUGGUGUUUGCUGUCCACGUCCGCAGUACGUGUGCAAACUUCCGCGUGAGCAGGGUAACUGUGGAACGUACUCGAACCGAUGGUGGUUCAACGCAAAAACCGGAAACUGCGAAGAGUUUAUCUACUCUGGUUGUCAAGGAAAUUCGAACAACUUUGAGACGUAUAAAGAGUGUCAGGAUUAUUGCCGAGAUGCAAGAAGUGAACCUCAGUGCAUUCAAGGCACAGCGCUUACGGAUUCGAACGGGAACUUCAUUAUCUGUGGCGGUUCAACGGCUGCUUCCACGACCUGUCCUGCUAACCAUUAUUGUUAUUAUGAUGGCACCACUUAUGGAUGUUGCCCUACACAAGGUUGA